GGGAGGCCGGGAGGCGGCAGGAAGGGCAGGGCGCGCGCGGAGCCGCUGGAGCCCAAAGUUUCCGCGCAGCCUCGGGGCGGCGGCGGCGGCGGCGCGGGGCGCCCGGCACCGUCCUGUGCGCAGCCUCGCCCGCGGGGACCCGCGACCGCCGCCGGCCACGCCGAGGGUCGCAGGCGGCCACGCGGAGGGAGGAGCGGCGCCUCGGCAGACCUGCGGGAACCAGCUCAGAGACCCCAGCGGAGACGGCCGUGUAGCUGACGAGGCCAGCAUGGAGCGCAUGAGAGGACGCAGGAAGGAUGACGACCUGGAGAAGCUGGUGAAUGACAUGAACACAUCCUUGGAGAGCCUGUACUCGGCCUGCAGCAACAUGCAGUCGGACACGGUGCCCCUGCUGCAGAACGGCCAGCACACCCGCAGCCCGCCGCCUGCCGCGAGUGCCCGCCCCGCCCCGCCGCAGAAGGUGCAGCGCUCCCAGCCUGUGCACAUCCUGGCCGUCAGCAGGCGCCUUCAGGAUGAAGACCCGCAGUUCCGAACCUCUUCGCUGCCGGCCAUCCCCAACCCCUUCCCAGAGCUCAGCGGCCCUGGGAGCUCCCCGGUGCUCCCGCCGGCCUCCCUGCCUCCGAGCCAGCCCGUGACAAAGCAGGAUGUCAAGGUCUUUAGUGAGGAUGGGACAAGCAAAGUGGUGGAGAUUCUGACGGACAUGACAGCCCGGGACCUGUGCCAGCUGCUGAUUUACAGGAGUCACUGCGUGGAUGACAACAGCUGGACCCUGGUGGAACACCACCCACACCUGGGACUCGAGCGGUGCUUGGAAGACCAUGAGCUGGUGGUGCAGGUGGAGGGCACCAUGGGAAGUGAGGGCAAAUUUCUGUUCAGGAAGAAUUAUGCGAAAUACGAGUUCUUCAGAAACCCUGUGAAUUUCUUCCCGGAACAAAUGGUCACUUGGUGCCAGCAGUCCAAUGGAAGUCAUACGCAGCUGCUGCAGAACUUCCUGAACGCCAGCAGCUGCCCUGAGAUUCAAGGAUUUCUGCACGUGAAGGAGCUGGGAAGAAAGUCGUGGAAGAGGCUGUAUGUGUGCCUGCGCCGGUCUGGCCUCUACUGCUCCACUAAGGGAACAUCCAAAGAACCCAGGCACCUGCAGCUGCUUGCUGACCUGGAGGAGAGCAACAUCUUCUCCCUGAUUUCUGGGAAGAAGCAGUACAGUGCACCCACGGACCACGGGCUCUGCAUAAAGCCAAACAAAGUGAGGAAUGAAAUCAAGGAACUGCGACUGCUGUGUGCAGAGGAUGAGCAAAGCCGCAUAUGCUGGAUGACUGCGUUCCGUCUCCUUAAGUAUGGAAUGCUCCUGUACCAGAACUAUCGCAUCCCUCAGCAGAGGAAGGCCUUGCUGGCACCCUUUGCAACACCAGUGCGCAGUGUCUCUGAGAACUCUCUUGUGGCAAUGGAUUUUUCUGGGCAAACAGGAAGAGUCAUUGAGAAUCCAGCUGAAGCCCAGAGUGCUGCCCUGGAGGAGGGCCAUGCCUGGAGGAAGAGAAGCACUCGGAUGAACAUCUUAUCUAGCCAAAGUCCCCUCCACCCUAACUCCUUCAGCACCGUGAUCCACAGGACCCAGCACUGGUUCCAUGGGAGGAUCUCCAGGGAGGAGUCCCACAGGAUCAUCAAGCAGCAAGGGCUUGUGGAUGGGCUUUUCCUGCUUCGUGACAGCCAGAGUAACCCAAAGGCAUUUGUACUCACACUGUGUCAUCACCAGAAAAUUAAAAACUUCCAGAUCUUACCUUGUGAGGAUGAUGGGCAGACCUUCCUCAGCCUGGAUGACGGCAACACCAGGUUCUCCGACCUGAUCCAGCUGGUUGACUUCUACCAGCUGAACAAAGGGGUCCUGCCUUGCAAACUCAAGCACCACUGCAUCCGAGUGGCCUUAUGACCUCCCACCUGGAGGCCGUUCACACUGGAACGAGGAAGAGGUCUGCGCGUGUAUUGAGAAUAUUUCUGUACCAUCAGAUGGUUCCUCCGGUACCAGCCAACCAGGAGGGACUUGUUUGUUGAAUUGACAUUUUCCUGCCGCACACCUGGCGGGACCAUGGCCCUUUGUUAUCAUCCAAAUCAGAAAGGGCCUGAGAAAUCCAGCGCAAGUUGGAAAAAUAAACUGGAAAGAUCAUCUUGGCUGGGCCACAUCAGAACAAGAACCGGAGAGAAGGAAUUGGAAACGAACUCUUGCCCUGGAGUAAUCUUGACAAUUAAAACUGAUAUGUUUACUUUUUUUGUAUUGAUCACUUUUUUGCACUCCUUCUGUGUUGUCAGUGUUGUAUUCAGCCUCUGGCAGGAGGGACGUGGCUGGUCAGCCUUUGUGUAGGAGGGACGUAGCUGGUCAGCCUGUGUCAGAUGAGCAGAGUUGCGAGUGGGGGUGGGCGUCAGACUGACCGUGGGUGCCCCAGUGUUCCCAUAGGUAGCUACGCCCUCUCUAGAUUGCCACAACAUGGAUUCAGCUCCCAGAUUACAAACACCCCCUGCCCCUACCCCAGCCCUUCCCAGUAUACUUGAAAAGCUUUGUUUUUAAAUAUACAAGGUGUCACCUGUGGUAGGCGUUUGGCAUGUUUCGUGGACUGGUCUGUCAUUAGCCAUUGCUCUGUGCACAGGUGUCCCGUCCUGUUGUUGUCAGCGUGUCUCGUUCUCCACGUGCCGUGGACUCUGUUUCUUUGGAAAACUCACUGUGCCCCAGCACAGCAGGGCUGGGCGAUGCCCUCCAGCUUAGCACAGGCUGGCCUUCUCGGGAUGCGCCCAGCCUGUUGCGCAGUCCGUCUGGGGAAAUCUCAGCCUCGCAUUUUCCCAGCCACCAGCCUGUUCUAGAACAGUCACUGCCUUACCCCCUUGCGGUGGUGUGAGUCGUCCUGUGGCUGAUCCCCCUUAGGAGGUUAAAGAAGCUGCAGAGAAAAUGGCACCAGGUAGCUUUCUGCUGUGCUCCGUGGGUUUCCAUGGCGGUGAAGACAGAGCCGUUGCAGAGGGCACAGGCUUGGGCUGGCUUUCCAAGGUCAGUGGCCUCUGUCCUGUGAGCCUGUGGACGUGGGCAGUAAUGCCUCAGUGGCUGUGGGUGCUGGCCAGUGGUAGCAACAACUCACUUGCUUCCCACUCUGGGAGAUGAGUCAGUCAGAGGCUCAAGUUGUCACUGGGUCCGCUCCUCCCCUGGCCUUGUCUUAAAGUGUGAGAGGGGCUAUUUCUGUACCUUUGACUGCCACAGAGCAGAAGGGACAGCCCUGACAAGCCCCCACACCACUGGGGUGAAUAGAGUGACUACCUUGCCCAAGGUGACACCUGACCGGCUCUGCUGAGCCCGUGCUAGCCACUGGCUCACCCCAGCUCCCUUCCACAGCACGUCCUGGACCUCUGGUUGAUGUGUGUGGGUGAGCACAGACAUGGGAGAGCUGUGCUGAGACAGGCUGGCUGCCGCCCGUCCAUGGUAUGGAAACGCUGGACUGUAGUUCCCAGAGCACGCUCCUGUUGUUUCCAUGAAAUGCCUACUCACUGAAAUGAAGACUUUUGUAGCAAAGUGUUAUUUUUAACCAUAAAUGCUCAGUGGCCUCUUCUUCCUUUUGCACCCAGUUAAUCUUUGGAACAAUUGACAACGGGGUGAUUGUCAAGUUAGUGGCUGGCGGCUGCUGCCGCUGACCCCACUCUGGGAGGGCUGUCUCGUUCCCCACCAGACCCUUCUUUCCCUCACUGACCCCACCCUGGGGAGAGCUGUCUCCAUCCCCACCAGCUGGCAAAACCUUUACAGACAACUCUAGGGUUUCUUUGCUCUGUUUCUGUAGACAACGCAACAGCGCCAAACCCCUCCCUCAUGCCGCUCCCUGACGGACAGCUAGGAUGUGCAGUAUUUCAUAUUUAUAAGUGUGCGUUCUAUUUAAAAGAAGAACAAAGCUUGGCUCUGACUCACGAUUUUGUAUGUAGCUGGUUUGACGUAGUCUUUUGUACCUCCCCAGCGUAGUGAAUUGUGGAGAGUGUAGACCGCCCUGCCCGCGUGCAGCAGACUUCUCGCGGCCCCUGGCUGGGAAUCCCACCUGGAAACAGCAAGUCCCUUGUGCCUGUGGUGGCAUAUGCCCCCGGGCUGGGACGGAAGGACAUUUGACUUUUAUUUUUGUAUUUAAUUGACGUGAAUGUAAAGGGGACAGCUCAGGGUUGUUGUGGAGCCUGUUGACCUUUUUCUCUGCCUGUGAUUUUAUUUUCUGAAUGGAAACUCCAUUGUAGCAACCUGGAUUAAGUCGAGAAGGAAAACGCCAAAUGCUUUGGGUGUUGUUAGAGUUCCAGAAUCUUCUUUUUGUUUGCUAAACCUUGAAGAAACAUGUGCCUCAGCUUAGGUGUUUUGUCCUCUCCUUUCUGCACUUGACACCUGACAGUCUGACCCAUCGCUGCGCCUUGCGGGCUGGGACUAGCUCCUUAUAGAUUUGUGAUGUGGCAGUGUCACCCUGUGUGUCAUCAGUUCAGGGACUGCAGAAGGUGUUGAUGAGGAGACAAAACCUUUACCCGCGUGCUCCGCUUCAUUCUGUACAUAGCUCUCUGGCUCGUGAACCUAACUGUAAACGUUCAGGUAUUUUUGUACAAAUAAGGGACUGAUGUUCUGUUUCUUGUAACUAGAAAUAAACAUUAAUACAGUGUUCUUCAUUUUC
This is a messenger RNA of Oryctolagus cuniculus (rabbit), 4661 nucleotides long. RefSeq names its product growth factor receptor bound protein 10 (gene GRB10). Gene Ontology annotation, biological process: insulin receptor signaling pathway; negative regulation of insulin receptor signaling pathway; negative regulation of Wnt signaling pathway. NCBI's taxonomy places the organism in Eukaryota, Metazoa, Chordata, Mammalia, Lagomorpha, Leporidae. Gene Ontology annotation, molecular function: insulin receptor binding. The record is from RefSeq and is a predicted model, not a curated record.